Messenger RNA from Spirodela intermedia, 66 nucleotides. Lineage: Eukaryota; Viridiplantae; Streptophyta; Magnoliopsida; Alismatales; Araceae. The record is from the annotation of a GenBank genome assembly.
AUGGGAUUAAUUUUAAAUUCAUGCCUAAUUAAUAUGUAUGAAGGACACCCGUGUAAUAUUUAUUGA